Messenger RNA from Alnus glutinosa, 1243 nucleotides. RefSeq lists its product as uncharacterized. The transcript has 2 exons. The record is from RefSeq and is a predicted model, not a curated record. The coding region runs from base 440 to 1066 and encodes 208 amino acids. Lineage: Eukaryota; Viridiplantae; Streptophyta; Magnoliopsida; Fagales; Betulaceae.
UAAAGUUGACAAAAAAGUAAGAAAAGAAUUUGCUUCUCUUGCUCUAAGUUUAAGACAACCGAGAAGAAAGAAGAGAAGAAAUUCUGGAAACUGGAAAGUACCCAAUUCUCUCCCUUUUGUUCUCUUCUUCUCCUUCUAUUUUGUUCUUUUCCCUUCUAAGACUUUCAAAAUCAUGACCUCACAGACCCAGACCCAGUAUUUAUUAACCUCUCAACUAUGCCAAAUACUGUUUUCUUUGGACCCCAUUGCUCCCUGUAUGGUAUUGUCACUUUCGAUUCUGUGAGUUAAAACUUGGAGGUGGGGUUUUGCUGGUCCAUGAAGCUCACGGGAUUUCUGUCGACAACCCGACCUUCAAUUCACUCACUCUGAUCCAAACCUGUAGGAAUCGGUGAUAAGAGAAAGAGAGACGAGAACGAUUCUGUGUUUUCUGAGGGAGGAAAUGGACGGCUUGGAUGGAGCGAGGAGGCGGAGGAGUCUGAAGGAACGGCUGGGAUUGAAGGGGAUGGGCUGUUGCGGGGCCAACUGGGGAUUCCGAGCCACCACAUUGAGAGGCGACGACGAAGACGAAGAAAGUCAACGAGAGCAGGUGGUCUAUGUGGGUCAGGCUCCGCCGGAGAUAAAUUCGGACCCGGAUUGUACGGAACCGGUUCAGGCGGGCUCGGGUAUGAACUUGGCGGCGGCUUUGGCGGCGGAGCGACACUUCCGGGCAUCGUACGAACCGGACCGGGCAUCGGAUGAACCGGAGGGAAUGGCUGCAGAACCCAUGGGUAAUAACCGGAUGGGUACUGGAACCGCACCGGGAACACCGUUGAGGGUGUCGUUGAUGAGGCUGCUUGAGGAAACAGCGGACGGUGGAGAUCGGGGGGAGGCGAUCGAGAAAGAGAAAGGACCCGGGGAGCUGGGCAUUGAUUCGGUGUGCUGCGUGUGCAUGUUGCGGAAGAAAGGGGCAGCGUUCAUCCCAUGUGGGCACACUUUUUGCAGGGUGUGUUCGAGGGAGCUGUGGUUGAAUCGAGGCUCUUGUCCCCUCUGCAACCGUUCGAUUCUCGAGAUCCUUGACAUCUUCUGAGAUCAUAGGCCACAGUGCCUCGUGAUCCCUGUGAGUGUCUUUAUUGGGAAGAUUUUUUUUUUUUUUUUUUUUAAAGGAAUUCAAUAGGUCUAUAUAUAAUUCUGUGGAACCUGAAUUUGAUGAAUUUGUUGUUACUUAUCGUUAUUUACGUGAAAAAUGUCAUAUUCAUUUCUAUUU